Delphinapterus leucas (beluga whale) is the source of this 1227-nucleotide messenger RNA. The record is from RefSeq and is a predicted model, not a curated record. NCBI's taxonomy places the organism in Eukaryota, Metazoa, Chordata, Mammalia, Artiodactyla, Monodontidae.
AUGGGGCCAUCUGAGCUUUCUCUGCAGCCCUGGGACCCUGUCUCUCCGCAGCUGGCCCAGGCUCACGGCAACGUGUUCACCGUGUGGGUGGGCCCGACGCCCGUGGUGGUGCUGAGCGGCUUCUGGAUGGUGAAGGAAGCCCUGGUCUCCAACUCGGAGCAGUUCUCAGGCCGGCCCCUCACCCCGCUCUUCCGGGACGUGUUUGGAGAACGAGGGGUCAUCUGCAGCAAUGGGCACACGUGGAGGCAGCAGAGAUGCUUCUGCCUGGCAACGCUUCAGGAGCUAGGCCUAGGCAAGCUGGCACUGGAGCUGCAGUUGCAGGGAGAGGCGGCAGAGCUGGCAGAGGCCUUCCACCAGGAGCAGGGUAGACCCUUCGACCCUCGGGUACACAUUGUCACGUCCACGGCCAGAGUCAUUGGGGCCCUUGUGUUUGGCCACCACUUCCUCUUGGAGGAUCCCUUCUUCCGGGAACUGAUUCAAGCCAUCGACUUUGGCCUGGCCUUUGUCAGCACCAUUUGGCGCAGGGCCACGGACAACCCUGUCUCCACAUUCAAUGAAGAAAACCUGAUCCAGGUAGUGGUCGACCUGUUUCUGGGAGGCACCAACACCAUGGCCACUACCCUGUGCUGGGCACUCAUCUGUGUGGUCCAGCAUGGAGCCAUCCAGGAGCCGCCUGCAGAGAGGGUGCAGCGGGAGCUGGAUGCGGUGCUGGGCACCUCCCGGGCCAUCCGCUACUAGGACCGCGAGCUACUGCCCUACACCCUCACCGUCCAUGAGGUGCAGCACCUCAGCAGCGUCGUGACCGCAGAUGCCGUGCGCCAGUGCGUGACCUCCACCCAUGUGCAUGGCCACCCCGUGCCCAAGGGCACCAUCAUCUUGUCCAACCUGGCCUCUGUGCUCUAUGACCCUGAGUGUUGGGAGACCCAACAAUUCAACCCUGGCCACUUCCUGGACAAGGAUGGAAACUUCCUGGUCAGUGAGGCCUUCCUGCCAUUCUCUGCAGGUACUGGACACAGGGUGUGCCUAGGGGACCAGUUGGCUCGGAUGGAGCUCUUCCUGAUGUUUGCCACCCUCCUCAGGACCUUUUGGUUCCAACUGCCAGAGGGGAGCCCAGGGCUCAGGCGGGAGUAUAUCUUUGGGGGCACUCGGCAGCCCCGGCCCCAGGAGAUCUGUACCGUGCCCCGUCUGAACUGCCCCGACCCAGGUCCUGGAGAGGAGGGCGUGUAA